Messenger RNA from Candida tropicalis MYA-3404, 657 nucleotides. RefSeq names its product ERG2 family protein. Gene Ontology annotation, cellular component: endoplasmic reticulum. Bases 1 to 657 code for a protein of 218 amino acids. NCBI's taxonomy places the organism in Eukaryota, Fungi, Ascomycota, Pichiomycetes, Serinales, Debaryomycetaceae. The transcript has a single exon. Gene Ontology annotation, biological process: ergosterol biosynthetic process. The record is from RefSeq and is a predicted model, not a curated record.
AUGAAGUUAGCAUUGAUAUUUGGAGUUGUUGCUUUUGCAUUUUAUUCACUUCUUGAUAAGUUGUAUGAUACAUGGUUGCCAACAAACUAUCGUUUUGACAACAAACUUCUUCAUGAACUAGUCAAAGAAACUGUCGCUGAACAUCCACUGGCCAACGCAACAGCUAUGAUGAUUGAUUUGGGUGCUAAAAUUAAACAUCAUUAUCCCGACAUUGUCAACGAGUUAAACUUUCAAGAUUGGGUAUUCAAUAAUGCUGGUGGGGCUAUGGGGACAAUGUUUAUUUUACAUGCAUCUAUUUCAGAGUAUUUGAUAUUCUUUGGUACUGCUCUUGGUACCGAAGGUCAUGCUGGAGUUCAUUUUGCUGAUGAUUAUUAUAUGAUUUUAACUGGUCAUGAAAAGGCAGCAAUGGCUGGGGCUUUACAGCCGGAAAUUUACAAGCCUGGUGAUUCACAUCAUUACAAGAGGGGUGAAGUAAAACAAUAUUAUAUGAGUCCAGAAGGAUUUGCUUUGGAAUUAGCUCAAGGAUGGAUUCCCGCAAUGUUGCCAUUUGGGUUUAUGGAUACGUUCAGUUCCACCAUGGAUUUCAAUACAUUGUACUUAACAGUGUAUUACACAGCAAAGGAUAUGAUUAAAAACUUGUUUCACGGUAAGUUUUAG